AUGGCUAAACAGAUUUCCGAUAAUGUGGACAAUUAUCAAAUUUGUAACGAGAAUAAAGGUAUUACUUUAGCACCUCUCCCUGUUCUCAAAUAUCCUACACCCUUUCGUCCUUGGGAGAAGUUUAGCAUGGAUGUUUUAGGUGAUUUAGUAAAGACUUAUCAUAAUAAUAACUAUCUUUUAGUCAUGAUAGACACGUUUACACGCUAUUGUGAACUAGCACCUAUCCCUGAUAAAAUCGCAGAGACAAUUGCCCGAACCUUUAAGAGUCGUAUUCUCGAUAGGCAUGACACUCCUAACGUUCUACUUACAGAUAAUGGAGGUGAAUUUAACAAUGCGCUGGUAACUAAAUUAUGUGAACUGUAUCACGUUAACAGAUGUAAUAUUACAGCUCAUCAUCCUGCAGCCAACGGGAUGGGUGAACGACUUAACAGGAAGAUUCUUAAUCAUCUUCUUACUAACUUAGAAUUUACUAGCUCGAACUGGGAUGAGUGUAUGUUUUACGUACAAAGUUCUAUUAACAGUCCUUAUCAUCAAUCCAUUGGCGACACACCUCUCUUAGCUUUCUACUAUUAUGACAGCCGACUUCCCUUCGAGGUUGAAGUAAGGAGACAGCGAAUUUUCGGUGACGAUUUCAUCGGCGAAUGGUAUCGACAUUCCAAACUGAUUCACCAGCGAAUUUCGCAUGAGUUAGAAAAAGCGACUAACGCCUUCACCGCCGAAUGCAAUAAAAGUACACGGCCCAUUGGCAAUGUCAACCAUGAUGUUCUUACUCAUUCUCUGCAUGAUUCAUGGGCUACUGAUACACGAGCCGUCACGGCGCGGUUGUUUAGUGUCUCCUCCCCAGAAUGA
Messenger RNA from Homarus americanus (American lobster), 849 nucleotides. RefSeq lists its product as uncharacterized. Gene Ontology annotation, biological process: DNA integration. The record is from RefSeq and is a predicted model, not a curated record. Gene Ontology annotation, molecular function: nucleic acid binding. The transcript has 2 exons. Lineage: Eukaryota; Metazoa; Arthropoda; Malacostraca; Decapoda; Nephropidae. Bases 1 to 849 code for a protein of 282 amino acids.